Molecule: messenger RNA, 1547 nt
Organism: Pararge aegeria (speckled wood butterfly)
Lineage: Eukaryota; Metazoa; Arthropoda; Insecta; Lepidoptera; Nymphalidae
Gene: CSN3
Product: COP9 signalosome complex subunit 3
Exons: 9
Coding region: 182-1453 (423 amino acids)
Biological process (GO): ubiquitin-dependent protein catabolic process
Cellular component (GO): COP9 signalosome
Source: RefSeq, a predicted model, not a curated record
AACGUAGAAUAAGGCGAUAAAAUUUUUGAAAAAACUUAUCUUUUUAAACAUUGACCGGUUUUAAAAAUCUGUGGAGUUGAUUUGACAAUGUGUUGACAAUUGACAUAGGUAUUUUAAAAACACCGAAAAAUUAUAAAAUAUCAUUAUAUUACUUUGUUUGAUUAUUGUUAACUAAGCAAAAAUGGCAUCAUCAUUGGAACAGUUUGUAAAUAAUGUGAGAACUUCUUCAGCUUCUGGGAACUUUCGGGAGCUAUGUGACACUAUUGCUAAGUCAGAAGAAGUGUUACAAAGAAAUAGUGCUCAUCUCACAACUGUACUUGAAACUUUAGACGUACAACAACAUUCUCUUGGAGUACUAGCAGUGUUGGUUGCAAAAUUUUCACUGCCGCAGGGGAACAAUGACGUGGAUAAAUCUACAAUGUUCCAACAAAUCCAUGAUUUUAUUAACAAUUGUAAUGGUGAACAAGUCCGGUUUUGCCCUGAGCUCUAUGCAGAUUUAUGUCAUCUACUGACAGAUCAUCUUGUUGAACUAAAGCAGCCUAUUAGGGGUAUAGAAAUCUUGAAGAAGGCGAUCAGAAAAAUUCAGUUAUUUGAUUCACAGCUGACAUCCAUCCAUGCAGAUUUAUGUCAGUUGUGUCUUCUGUCAAAAUGCAUGAAACCGGCACUGGAGUUUUUGGAUACUGAUGUGACAGGCAUUGGUUUUGAGCUCGGUGGAGCAAAUGACUCGAAACAUUUCCUGCUUUACUAUUAUUAUGGAGGAAUGAUAUACACAGCAAUGAAGAACUACGAUAGAGCCCUGUAUUUCUUUGAAGUGGUUGUCACAGUCCCAGCUAUGGUUGUUUCCCACAUAAUGUUGGAAGCAUACAAAAAGUAUAUUUUGGUGUCAUUGAUUUUACAUGGAAAGAUACUACUCAUGCCUAAGUACACAUCACAAGUAGUCUACCGUUUCCUGAAGCCUUUGUCACUUGCCUAUCACGAGCUAGGUACUACUCAACAUGCUGCUAUAAAGCAUAGGGAAACAUUUGUGAGAGAUAAGAACAUGGGUUUGGUAAAUCAGGUUUUAAGCUCAAUGUAUAAGAAGAACAUUCAGAGGCUCACAAAAACGUUUUUGACACUUUCACUAAGUGAUGUUGCUUCACGUGUACUGCUGUCAGGGCCCACGCAAGCCGAAACUUAUGUACUCAAUAUGAUUGAAGAGGGUGAAAUUUACGCUAUGAUAAAUCAAAAAGACGGCAUGGUGGUGUUCCUUGAUAGUCCCGAGAAAUACGCAUCGCCGGAAACUCUGUGCGUAUUAGAACAACAAAUGGCUGCUUGUACGAAACUGCAUCAAUAUAUCCAGGAAAUGGAUGAACAAAUACAAGUGAAUCCACAAUAUGUGAAAAAAUCAGCAGGAAGUCAUGAUGAAGAUAUGCCAGCCACAAGUCAAAAUUCGAAAACUACUUAUACAAUGUAACCAUAUAUUUAACUUUAACCAUAUAAUUAUAAGAAUAUAGUCAAAUAAAACUAUAAAACAUGUAUUAUUACCAUAACCUUAAAAAAUGAAUAAA